Coniophora puteana RWD-64-598 SS2 is the source of this 996-nucleotide messenger RNA. Its product is annotated as oligosaccharyl transferase delta subunit. The transcript is spliced from 4 exons. Gene Ontology annotation, cellular component: membrane; oligosaccharyltransferase complex. Lineage: Eukaryota; Fungi; Basidiomycota; Agaricomycetes; Boletales; Coniophoraceae. The record is from RefSeq and is a predicted model, not a curated record. Gene Ontology annotation, biological process: protein N-linked glycosylation. The coding region runs from base 20 to 850 and encodes 276 amino acids.
UUGACACUUGUUCCCCGCCAUGAUGCUCUCCCGGUCCUUGGUCUGGCUCCUUGCUGCAGCUGCCGUGCAGGCUGCUAAGAUUGCUGUCUCAUCGCCCAAGGUCACUAUCUCGGGCAAGGGUGCUGGCGUUUUGCAAACAGAAACACUCUCACUCACGCAGAAGUCGGAGUCGCUGACGCUAGGACCAACCGACACUCUCAAGCUCACCUUCCAGCUCACAGAGGGUACUCCUGAUGGCAAGGGAGUGCAGCCGCACCAGACGUUCCUCCGUUUCUAUGAUGCCGCGUCCGGAGAGGAAGGCAUUCAGCCUGUUCGCGUCUCGUCUGGUGGCAAGGCCAAGUUCGAGCUGAACAUGGCCAAGCCUCCUCCAUCUCUGCCUCCCACCUCAGACGCUCCCUUGAGUGUGUCCCUCAUCCUUGGUUCAUUCGUACAUGAGUCCGCCAAAUACGAGCUCUUCGACUUGCAUGUUCCUGCCUCGGGCACCAUUGCGCCCCACCCGGACGCGACCCAGUUCGCUCCCCAGCCUGAAAUCACACACACCUUCCAUGCUCCCCAGGCGCUGCCUCCUCGCCCCGUUAGCGCCGUCGGCACUGCACUCGUCUUCGCUCCUUGGGUCGUUCUUGUUGGUCUUAUGUCACGAAUCUCCAUCCCUCUUCCUAACCUUUUCUCUACCGAGACCCUGCCCUUCACCAUUCUUCUGGGGGCAUUCGAGGGACUUCUCGUUUGGUACUGGGUUGGACUCCGCAUUGGCGACGUUCUUCUCUACGGCGCUGUUCUUGCCGUGCCUACGGUGUUUGCUGGGAACCGCGCUCUUCGCGCAACCGGCAGGUGGAGAGCUGGCAAGCGGUAGUCAGUUCGUUCAAAAUAUUUGUAAUGCAACAACAAAUACCUGUCAGAAUAUUUAGAAUGCCUAGUGCGUCUGGCUAUAUGCUUGCUCUCUUUGCCGACAUUUUAUGGAAAACGUAAAGUACUUCGAAAAGGCUAUUGUGAAGGUGC